Messenger RNA from Rotaria sp. Silwood2, 993 nucleotides. Lineage: Eukaryota; Metazoa; Rotifera; Eurotatoria; Philodinida; Philodinidae. The record is from the annotation of a GenBank genome assembly.
AUGUAUCGUCUUGGAUUGUUAUUACUCUUAUUCAAUGUAGUUGAUGCCGAAAGUCAUUCUUCAACUUUAAUUCUAUCAGGUCUAGGUACCAUUUUUCAACCGGUGAAUAUUAUUGAACUCAUUCGUACAUUCAAUGCUAAUACUUUACUUCAUUGUUCAAUAAAAUGUAAUAACGAUGUGCAUUGUCGAACGAUCGAUUAUGAUUCGAUAUCAAAACAAUGUCGCCAUUUUGCCGGUGAAAUUUCCACAGGUACUAUUAUCUCGUCGAAUUCACCAACGUCAACAGUUGGUGUCGAGAGCACAUUCAUGGAAACAUCUGCGUUCACUAGUUCUCUUUCAACUAGUUCAACAAUAACAAAUUCUUCAAUUCUAAUCAAUUAUACCAACGUCUAUCCGGCACCGGUAGCAAGUCCGAAUGCAGCAGCUCAGUUGUAUAGUGUCAAUCUGCUAAUGAAUGGAGAUGGUGAAACAGGUCCGUGCGCUAUGUCAAUUAAUGUUACACACCCAACCGUAUGGUCAUAUGUUGGAACGAUCACACAAAUAUCAUACAACGAUUAUGAAUAUGGUGCUUUAGAUCCAACUUCACCAGGCCCUAGUGAUCGUGGAAAUUGUUAUUUUUGUGGCAUGUUCGACGCUGUUACAACCAUGUCACAAUCUAUCGACUUGUUUCCAUAUGCGACUGCCAUUGCUAGUGGAAAUGUUUCAUUCAAUUUGUCCGCUUGGUUAGGUGGUUGGACCAAUCAGGAUGAUUCAGCUAAAGUUUCAGUCAAUUUUCUUGAUUAUGCCUAUCAACCUGUUGGUAAUCAAACAACAAUUGGCCCUGUUCUAGCUGCAGACCGUGGCUUUACUUCAUCAUUAAUUUUUCGUCAAAAUUCAGGCAUGAUACCAAUAAACACGCGAUACAUGACUGUGAUCGUCACCUUGAUAUGGCAUUCAGGAAGCGAAAAUGAUGGAUACAUAGAUAAUAUUAGUGUUAAACUUAGAUACAGCUAA